AUGCUGGUUUCGUUACAUAUCUGCGUUUUGCUGACGUUGCUCCUGCGUUCACCAUGCGUUAGUUUUAUUCUAAAGAGAGGUUCGCAACGUCAGGUUGUUGAUGCGCCUCGCCGACGUCUCGAACUGGGUGUCCAGUUUCGCACGAAGAUAGGCAAACGGCCGCACGGAACUAGCUCUCUGCGAGACGUUCGCCGUAGUCACUUCCAGGAGCUGACUAAUGAGCGCUGCAAGCUUUCGAAGGGCGACAACAAGGUCAUUCAUGAUGCGAAGAUGCUUUUCGUGAGCAACGUUGACCCGGAGAUAACGCAAGAAGCACUGGACUACUUGAUACAUUACAUCCAUGGCCCCUUAACGAGCUCUACUAGGCUUGUUAAAGAUCGUUAUACACAACGCCACAGGGGUUACGGGUUUAUAAGGUUCUCGACACCUGAGAUCGCAACGAGAACCUUGCUGUCGCUGAAUGGAGCUCGGCUGGGUAACCGCCAGAUAACGCUCUCGGAAGUCAUAUCGUCUUUGUACCAGCGCAAGAAAAUGCCUUCCAUUCUCCAGGCUGCAAAGCGCAUUAUACGGAAAGUUCACAGCCGGCCGAACAAAACGCAGGAAGUGGACAAAUACGAUGUGGCAUUUUUACCAAUCGAGCGAUAG
Babesia bigemina is the source of this 645-nucleotide messenger RNA. RefSeq names its product Putative RNA-binding protein. The record is from RefSeq and is a predicted model, not a curated record. NCBI's taxonomy places the organism in Eukaryota, Apicomplexa, Aconoidasida, Piroplasmida, Babesiidae. Gene Ontology annotation, molecular function: RNA binding. The transcript is spliced from 3 exons. The coding region runs from base 1 to 645 and encodes 214 amino acids. Gene Ontology annotation, cellular component: spliceosomal complex. Gene Ontology annotation, biological process: positive regulation of mRNA splicing, via spliceosome.